Geodia barretti is the source of this 1942-nucleotide messenger RNA. Lineage: Eukaryota; Metazoa; Porifera; Demospongiae; Tetractinellida; Geodiidae. The record is from the annotation of a GenBank genome assembly.
ACUGGCCAAGUUGUCUUCAUAGCCUUUUGUGAAGAAGCAGAGGGCCUUGGCAGCUCGCAGUGGCGUACGCUUCAACCCUUCUCGCUCCGGCUGCUCCCCCACGCUCUCAAUGAGAGCAGAAAAAGCUCCAGACAUUUUCUCGAGUGUUUCCUCCGCUUUCUUCUUGUCAGUCUCGUUCUUCCAGCCCAUAUCCAGCUGGUCACGGUGCGUGUCCAGGCGAGACAAGGGUAUCCGCAUCUCCUCCGGGCUCCCAGGCAGUGAUUGCUGCGAACUGCCAGCCGCAAUAUUUCUCCCACUUAUCCCUGUCGCCAUUUAUUUUCGAAAUUUUGAUGGGGUAUAUACAAAUUUUCAGUCCAUGCAUUCACUGUAUAUAAUUCUUGCAAUCAGGUUAGGAUAACGACACGAAGUGGAGUACCCACAGUUACUACUGGAACCCCCCUCAACCACGGUCUACUACCAAGCUGCUUGAACGAGAGAGCUAGCUCAGAGGCACUUGCGAGAGCUAAUACGGGCACGCAUGCGCAAUAGCGCGGAGCUAAAUUAACCCUAUUCCCACCGCAAUACGAGAAGGCUACGCGGAAGCAGAGAAGACUAGACUGACAGGAGACUAGGCAGUAGUAAGUAUAUCCCACGAUGAUAGGAAGAUUUCGAGCCUCACCAGUGCUGAUGACGGCGUGUCUAGCGCUGGCGGCGAGCACGAUGGCCCAGAGAUCAAAUGACUUUCAGUUCAACAUUCUGACUAACCAGAGACUCAACUCUGUGAUGAGAUGUCACGAGGUCGAAUCCCUCUUUGAGUAUGACCUGCCAGAGGUCCUCAAAGUCAGGGUUCCCGGUACUCCAGAACAUGAAGUCGUCAAGAAUUAUAUAGUGUCUCGACUGAACCAGCUGAACUGCUCCCGGUGGAACAUCACACAGCACUCCUUUGAACAGGACACCCCCUAUGCCGACAUUCCUCGUACAAGAUUCACCAACAUUAUAGCCACCCUGGACCCAGAGGUGGACAAGAGACUGGUGCUGGCAGCUCACUACGACUCUAAGAGGACACCCAGGGGGUUCCUGGGAGCCACUGACUCCGCCCUCCCUGUUGCCCUACUCCUGGACAUGGCUCUCACCCUCGAUGAGAAACUGCAGAAUAGAGGGCUGUCAGAGUACAGUCUCCAGCUGAUAUUCUUUGACGGCGAAGAGGCGUUCCAGAGAUGGACUGCCACAGACUCUCUCUAUGGCUCGAGACAGCUGGCCAGAGACAUGGAGGACACCAGUCUCCUCAGUGUCGGAGACAAGACUGCGCUGCAGGCUAUGGAGGCGUUUGUUCUGCUGGAUCUGAUUGGAGCUCAGAAUCCAACAUUUCACAACAUGUUUGAGAGCACCACAAACCUCUAUGGGAGACUUGCUCGAAUAGAGCAGAGGCUACAUGAUAGUAACCACCUGGAGUCCCACUCUCAACCCUACUUUGUAAGUCAGCAGCUACGAUCACUUCAAAUUGAGGAUGACCAUAAACCCUUCCUGGAGAGAGGUAAUAGCACACACACACACCCAACACGUUUUUUAAAUUAGGGUUUAAUGAACGAAGGUCACGAAAGAACAGAUGUCAAUACACGAUACCUAUAAGGAAAGAGGGCUAUGGGUUAGACUAGACAAACUAAGCGGUAGAAAAUAGUAAACCGUGAUUUAUUUGGAGCAAUGAAUACCACCUGUCACUUGCAUUAUUGCAUGUGUGUCUGCGUGUUUGGUGUUCCUAUUUUUUGUUGCUUGGUGAUUUGUCUUUCUUACUGAAAUUCACGUGUGUGGAAGUGUAUUCACGAUGCAGCAUGCCUCCCAUAGCGGCCCAUGUUUUACGAUAGAGCUUGGUUGGUGCACAGUUUGGUCGAUUUGGCAUGUGCUUUGGAAGUUCCCACACGAUGCAGCAUGUUUCGUGACAGAAGCUGCUGUGUUGUGGGAGCCA